UUUCUACUUGGCUGAAUCCACUCUUUCACAGAUGGGAGAAUGGCUGUGAUAGUGGUGGUCAUUGUGGUAGAAGAGUCUUAAUUUUGGUGCAUUUUCACGCGUUAACAAGGCCUUUUCUGUAAUUUCUAUCUAACCUCCCUUCCCCCAUUGCAUAAGUUUAACUAACAAAUUGGCGAGUAAUGCGCUUUUAUGAUUUUGGCAAUGGAACAGUGUGCUUGUGUGGAACGUGAACUGGACAAGUUACUACAGAAGUUUGUUUUGUAUGGCCAGCACACUGAGAGGAGUUUAGACGAAUUGCUGAAGUAUGUCACUGGCCUGAGAGACGAACUUUCCCAUACAGCUUUGCAGGAAGCUGAGCUCUCUGGAACUCUCUCACUUGUGAUGUCACAGUGUUGCAAGAAAGUGAAAGAUACUGUUCAGAAGUUGGCAUCUGAUCACAAGGAUAUCCAUGGCAGUGUUUCCAAAGUUGGCAAGGCCAUUGACAGGAAUUUUGAGGCAGAGAUCAGUGAAGUUGUUGCAGACAGUGCUUGGGAAUCACAGGAGAGACAGCAGUUUCUUAGUGCUGGAAUUGUGGAACAUCUCUACCGACAGGGCCUGCUGAAUGUGGCAGAGGAGAUGUGUCAGGAGUCUGGGCUCAGUGUUGACCUAAGCCUGAAACAGCCAUUUGUGGAAUUGAACAGAAUCUUAGAAGCACUUCGAAAUCAAGAUCUCCGACCUGCAUUAGAGUGGGCAGUGGUUAACAGGCAGCGUCUCUUAACUUUGAACAGCACUCUGGAAUUUAAACUACACCGUCUAUAUUUCAUCAGCUUAUUAAGUGAUGGUAUUCGGAAGCAGAAGGAGGUUCUGAGUUAUGCACGUCAUUUCCAGACCUUUGCAACUCAACAUCAGAGAGAUAUUCAAACAUUGAUGGGCAGUCUGGUGUACCUCAGACAUGGUGUUGAGAACUCACCUUAUCGCCAUCUGCUGGACACUAGUCAGUGGGCAGAGAUCUGUGAUGUGUUUACACGGGAUGCUUGUGCACUUCUGGGCCUGUCUGUGGAGUCUCCUCUUAGUGUCAGCUUUUCCUCAGGGUGCAUAGCGUUGCCUGUUCUGCUGAACAUCAAAGCAGUGAUUGAACAGAGGCCGUGUGCUGGAGUCUGGAGUCACAAAGAAGAACUUCCAAUUGAGAUUGAACUGAGUAAAAAGUGUUGGUACCAUUCAGUCUUUGCCUGCCCAAUUCUUCGACAGCAGACAUCAGACUCCAAUCCACCCAUGAAACUCAUAUGUGGUCACGUGAUCUCCAAGGAUGCUUUAAAUAAGCUCAUUAGUGCUGGCAAGUUGAAAUGCCCAUACUGUCCAAUGGAACAAAACCCUGCAGAUGCCAAACAGAUCUUCUUCUGAGAAAGGACUGAUGUGGACUUGAUAUCUUCUGGAGAAAGAGAAGCAGAGAGGAGACAGCACUGAUUGGAGACAGACGUACUCCUAUCAGGACAUAAAAGUUGGCUUCAUUAAUGCCUGUGCCAGUUACUGUGAAACAGAGUCACACCUUUAUUCCAAAGCCUAACAUUUCACUGGGGGUAACAUCUUCUGGAUUUAAUGAGGUGUGGACCUGCCUGAUGAGGGACCAUAUUGUGAAGUAGACAAUGCAAAUCUCCAUGGUGGUUUCAGCAAAACAACAUCAAUAGUUAAUUUCAUGGGGUAAAGUUUUUUAGAUUUUUUAUCAGUUAGACAAUUUUGGAAAAAAGGCCCUCUCACUUUCACUUCCCAUAAUUCUUGGGUAUGAUUUGGAGCCUUCAAGUGGAAGGAUAGUGAUCCUUCCAUUUCAUAUGAUCUUCCUUAUGAAAUAAAAGUCUAAUCUACUUCUCCUGAGUUAGCAGAUCCGUAUCAUCCCACAGCUUUUAAGAUGCUAUUUAGUAUCUGUCAUUUGUGGAAAAAUAAAACAUCAGGGAUUUUUUUUUCUGCAACCUUAAACUGUGGCAUCAUCUCCUGAAUUGUGUUUAAUUGAAGAACAUCUCAUGUCCUGUGGCAAUCAGUUUUUCAGUUUACUGUACAUCCCACGUGGACCGCCAAAUAAGAAAACAAUGCAGAACCAAAUAAAUUAGUCCAUCCUCUUUUGAGGCAAAGUGACAUCACCUGCUGAAUACUUUUGUCAAGAUGUUUGUAGGAUUGCUGCUGUAUUAACCCUAUAUUUUCUUAGAUGUAUAUUUUAAAAUUCCCAGUUUGAGAGGCUCAGAGGUAGAUUUUCUUCCCUCUGUGUCCUACUACUGGUUGGCUUAUUCCUUUGAAAGACUAUACGUAUCUUAUGUGAGAAAUGGGAGAAGUUCAGGCAUGCAGAUGUCUGCUGGCCUGCUAAAACAUAUCCUGAAUAUUUAUAUAUACGCGGAAUGAAUGAAGGAACUUAAGCAUUGAAAAGACCCAGUGCAGUAUAAAUUCUAGUCAACAUUCACUAGACAUAACAUCUGAAUGAGCUGCAGCAUCACUGUUAUUUUCUCAAAUUUGUGUUAAUUGUUUACCAGUUUUAAGGUGUAAUAAUGCCUUAACAUGUACUGAGUAGUGGGCUUUUCUGUAUUAUCUUGUCUGUUUUUUUUCCAUGGGAGUAGUAGUAUUUUUCUAGCUAGGCUGUAGGAAAAUAUAUGGAAGCUAUUCUUUAAAAUAAAAGCCUAGAGUUUUAAAUA
Molecule: messenger RNA, 2654 nt
Organism: Protopterus annectens (West African lungfish)
Lineage: Eukaryota; Metazoa; Chordata; Ceratodontiformes; Protopteridae
Gene: RMND5B
Product: required for meiotic nuclear division 5 homolog B
Exons: 10
Coding region: 190-1380 (396 amino acids)
Biological process (GO): proteasome-mediated ubiquitin-dependent protein catabolic process
Cellular component (GO): GID complex; cytoplasm; nucleus
Molecular function (GO): ubiquitin protein ligase activity; protein binding
Source: RefSeq, a predicted model, not a curated record